Messenger RNA from Staurois parvus, 498 nucleotides. Lineage: Eukaryota; Metazoa; Chordata; Amphibia; Anura; Ranidae. The record is from the annotation of a GenBank genome assembly.
AUGACGCUCUCAGGCACAGGGCUGACUGUCAUCGCCGCUUUGUGGCUCCUGCUAGAUGUCGCCUUCCUCGUGUCUCUGUUCCUCCAUGUGCUGGGAGACUGUGCCCGCCGGGGCUCUACACUCUGCGCCGUCUUCCAGGAUCUCAUCCGCUAUGGAAAGACCAAGACCGGACGGGGGCGCCCAGCAUGGCUGCACUGCUUCGACCUGCCUAAGAGGUGGUUCUCGCACUUUUAUUACCUAUCCAUUUUUUGGAAUGGGGCACUGCUUUGGUUAGUUGUGCAGUCACAGCUGUUUGGUGUAGAAAUACCACAGUGGCUUCAGUCACUGCUUAAUUUCUUCAAGGAGCCACAACAAAAAAUAUCAGGUGGAGAGGUUUCUACUCUACUGGCUCUGUCCUUAAUAUGGCUGCAUAGCCUAAGAAGACUAGAAGAGUGCCUGUAUGUCAGCAUCUAUUCCAAUGGGGUUAUUCAUGUGGCUCAGUAUGGUCUUGGAGUUGGC